AACCAGAAACUAAACUCCGAACCAAAAUUGCGCUCAAACGACGCGCGGUUGUGAAAGAGAAACGAACUCCGAUCUCGGUCCAGGAUCACGUGCGCUACUGCGUCAUUGCGUGUUUAUCUCUAGUUCCACUCCCGCCUCACCUACGCCGUGCUGAAAUACGCGUUUUACAGGUGCGAAAUGAACCAAAAAUACGCGGUGCACACCCCUACGACACGCCGGUACACCCCGGAUUUUUCUCUGUGAUCUCGGUGUCUGUGCUUAUCAGUAUUGUGACGUAUCCAGAGAUGACUUGUUGAACUGUGCCGCGAGAAUCUGUUUUGCGAUUUGGCGCUUCAAGUUAUUACGACGCAGAAUAAAUUUAGCUGGUCCGCAACGCCACUUCCAACAGUUGUUGUAUAACUUGUUUGGUAUUUCUUAACUCUUGAUGACAGUUCUUUGGUUUUCUAUGUUCGGGGGUGCGUUACAGAGUGCUUGUGCCGAAACAUAGAAUUUCGAGGUAUCAUAGAUUAUUUUUAGUGGGUGCGUUCCGAUAUCGCCGUUUUGAUGAACGGAGACGCUUUCAACAACUGGACGGUGCCUGGCAUGAGUAUGAACAUGGUGAAAAUGGAGCCUCUGCAGGAGUUGGACGGUUUCGAGCCGCAGACAAGGGCUAGAUCCAACACGUGGCCCUUGCCACGGCCUGAAAAUUACGUAGAGCCUGGAGAUGAAGGAAGCAACAAGUGCGCUGGAUUGCCAGGGCCGGCUCAGGCUGCCACACAGGUGCCCGCUAAGAAAAAUUCCAGCAGGAGAAAUGCCUGGGGUAAUCUUAGCUAUGCAGACCUGAUAACGCAGGCCAUCACAUCUUCGCCUGACAAGAGGCUGACGUUGUCGCAGAUUUACGAGUGGAUGGUGCAGAACGUACCUUACUUCAAGGAUAAGGGUGACAGCAACAGUUCAGCAGGAUGGAAGAACUCCAUCCGCCACAACCUCUCCCUCCACAACAGGUUCAUGAGGGUGCAGAACGAAGGCACCGGAAAAUCGUCUUGGUGGAUGAUCAACCCCGACGCCAAGCCUGGUAAAUCGGUGAGGAGACGGGCGGCGUCCAUGGAGACCAGCAAAUUCGAGAAACGACGAGGUAGGGUAAAAAAGAAGGUUGAGAUGCUGAGGAAUGGCAUCUUGCACGAUACAACCCCCAGUCCUAGUUCGUCGAUAUCGGAAGGGUUGGAUAAGUUUCCCGAUUCUCCCAUACACAGUGGCUUUCAACAAAGCCCGGACUUCAGACCAAGAGCCUCCUCCAACACCUCCUCCUGCGGGAGGCUCUCCCCCAUACCGUCGGUAGCCGAGCUGGAGCCGGAAUGGGGAUCACCAAAGUACAACACCAACUACAGCCCGGAACUAGGAUCCAACUACUCUCCAGACACGCUGGCCGGCAACCUCCAACAGACCAUGAAACUGGACACGGAUUAUAUAGGAUACCUGAACGGACACACGCCGACACAGCCCCAGCCGCCCCCACCCCCUUACACAGCACCCUUCGAUAAUUUCCCAGGAAGGACCUUACAUGCCACAUCACCGUACGGAGUCACGCAGUGUCCGAUGCACAGAACGCAGAACUGCGUUUGCAUGUCGAUCAAAGUUGAGAGGAUGUCACCAACCGGAAUGUCCCCCUCCUAUCCCCACUCAGAACCCUCUCCAGACCCCCUAGGCAGCCAAUACAUGCUCAAUAGAAACAUGCUGCCCAGGCCGCCCUCCCCCAGUCCCCCCCUAACCCCCCAACCCACUCAUCAUACCGGCAUCGCGUCCACCAUGAUGGGUCAGCUGAUGGGAGCCCUGAACCAGAACCAGCUGGACGACCUGAGCAUCAUGGAACUCCACGGAAGUUUCGAUUGUAACGUUGAAGAACUGAUAAAGCACGAGCUGAACAUGGACGGCAGCUUGGACUUCAACUUCCAGAACCAGCCCCAGGGCGCGCCGCUGCAACAGGAAAACCAGACGGGGUUGCCGGCUAGUCAGGCGAACGGUCCCCCGCCCUACUCCGCCGCUGUGACGGCCGUCACGACGCCGUCCUGGGUACAUUAGCGAUGAGUGCUGAAGAAGAUUCACCGAAACCUAGUGCUUUUUGAAGCGUAGCAGAGUUAAAGAGAGAACCGUAGUCCAUCAGCCAUAUUUGUUGAAAGAAACGUAAGGAUGUAAUGUUGUUAUGAUCUCGUGUUAUGCUCAUCAAUAAAUAUUAAUUGUUUGUACAGAAAUAUUCUAUAUUUGCUUACUUUUUUAUGUUCCGAAAAAGGGGAGACUUUGUUGAAAAUGGAUGUAAAGUUACGUUCACCUCUUGUAAUUCUCAUUUCUUAGGUGCCAUUUUUUCAGACAUAGAAGUGUCCGUUGACUUGUAAUGAUGCCCGUGGGCUAGAAGAAGCUUUUCCGGCAUCAAUAUGCAUAAUAUUGAGUGUAGAAUUGUGAACAACCUUAGUUGGCAGCUAAGGAAGACAUUUCAUGUUUUUAUUAAUAGGCAAAUUUUUUAAAUUUAUAAUGUAUAUUCUAAGGCCAGAUUAUUAUAUAUAGUGUAAUAUAAAGAAAUAAUAUAAUGAAUUAUAGAGAAGAAACAGCAUUGCCAACUGGUGAAAAGUAAAUUGUUGUACAUAGAUUUAGGUUCUAGGUGCUUCGCGUACCUUUUGUUGAUUUAGUUUUAAAACAUGGACAGAUUUCGAAAAAAAAACGUACAUUUGAAUUUUUUAAACGAAGGGAAAUCUUUAUUUUCACGCACUCUCGUAUUUUUAUAUUGAGAAUUGAAUUUUUCUAUUAGUCGUACCGAUGGAAUUUUCGAAAGCUGUCCGCCUCAUUUUUUUCAUACGCCAUAUAGGUUCUGGUCGAGAAGUUGAGGUCUUUUUGGAAGUUUAGAGUCAUGGUUUCAUUUAAAUUUAAUUUUUUACAUGUAGAUUGUAGAAAAUUCGAUGUAUUAAAGGAGAUCCCUUGAUUGACGAAUGACUAGAAAUUUUUCUCAUCUCCUGGUUCCUUUUCAAAAUCCACAUUUUUUCUAAAUUUAUGAAGUUGAUUUCAUAUGGUUUUUAUGAGCGUUGUAUUGUAUAUAAUUUCGUUUCGAGUCUGAUCGAAAAUCUGGAUUUUUUCGUCUCCAACUUAGUCAAUUAAUCGAGAACUAAAAUGAAGUCAAUUUGUACAAAAUAUUUUUCCAAUUUAUGACGUAAUUAACGAAACAAGCACUCUGGUGCUGAUUCUCAUCAACGACGAAUUUCUAAAAAUCGAUACAUUUUCAUGCGCGCACUGAGGUUGAAGAAAAACAACGAAAUAUUUUUGUGUGUUUUGAUUAUAUUAAAACGUAAUGUGGAUACAAAAAAAAACACUGUACUUAUGGAGCACUUGCACCGCAGUGCACAGAUACAGUGAUGGUUGAGUCAGGUGCCUCCAUUUUUUCUUUUCUUUUGAAAUAUGCAACACAUGAAUGCUAAUUUUAAGAAAAUUAUAUAUGAAUAUUAUAAAUUCACAUAUUGCUGUUCACAAAAAUAAAAACUAAAACCAUAAA
Messenger RNA from Coccinella septempunctata (seven-spotted ladybird), 3514 nucleotides. RefSeq names its product forkhead box protein O-like. The record is from RefSeq and is a predicted model, not a curated record. Gene Ontology annotation, molecular function: DNA-binding transcription factor activity, RNA polymerase II-specific; RNA polymerase II cis-regulatory region sequence-specific DNA binding. The transcript is spliced from 7 exons. Gene Ontology annotation, biological process: regulation of transcription by RNA polymerase II. NCBI's taxonomy places the organism in Eukaryota, Metazoa, Arthropoda, Insecta, Coleoptera, Coccinellidae. Gene Ontology annotation, cellular component: nucleus. Bases 544 to 2058 code for a protein of 504 amino acids.